GUGAUUGAAUUCAAAAUUGGGAUGAUAAAUAUAGAUGCACAUUAAUAUCAUGCCAUUUUUCAUUCCUCCAUCCGUUUGCGCAUUAGGUUUCCUAAGCAUCGAUUGCGGUCUGGAAGGAGACGACAGCUACCCGGAUGACCAGACCGGCAUUACUUAUGUCCCUGAUGGUCCAUAUGUCGACUCUGGGGAGAACCACAGGGUAACCACCGUGUACAGGAACUACUGGGGCCAGGACUACCGUACUCUCAAGACGCUCAGGAGCUUCCCUUCCGCUUCUGGUAAGCGGAACUGCUACAGCCUCCCUACCAACGUCGGGGACAAGUACCUUGUCAGGCUGGAAUUCUUAUAUGGCAACUACGACAGCAUGGACAGCUCUUUGCUUAAAUUCAACUUAUCUCUUGGGGUGAACCACUGGAACACCGUGAAUUUGGACACCACCGACGACCAAGAUGGUUAUAACUUUUAUGAGGCGGUGUUCGUGGCAUGGGCGAGCUGGGCGCCGGUGUGCCUCAUCAACAUUGGCCAAGGCAUACCAUUUGUGUCCACAGUAGAGCUGAGGCUGCUCGGCACUUUGCCCUACCCGGCUAUCAUCGGCAAUCAGUCACUCUCCCUCUAUGUCAGAAGGAGCAUAGGAUCGAGCGCUGACGAUGAUAUGAGGUAUCCUGAUGAUCAGUAUGAUCGGUACUGGAUCAUGGGAGAAACAACAGGAGCUGCCGACAUGUCCAACAUUUCCACCCCGACGAUCAUCCCGCCGAGCGUCCCUUUUGCAGUGCCCUCGCCUAUACUCCAGAAGGCAGUUGUGCCAAAUAACAAGUCCCGGGAAUUCACUGUUUCAAUUGACAGUGGUGUACAGAGCGGCCCAUUCAGUCCACCAUACCUGAAAGUUUUGUCCAUCACCACAGAUUGGUCCAGCGAUACCGAAGGCAAGUAUAACUUCACACUCACGGCCACAUCAACGUCUUCCCUGCCCCCGAUCCUCAAUGCUUACGAGGUCUACGGUCGCAUCAUCCAUGACAAUCCAAUGACAUUCUCCCAAGAUUUUGAUGCGAUCAUGGCUAUUAAAUAUGAGUAUGGAAUAAGGAAGAACUGGAUGGGUGAUCCGUGUUUCCCACCUGAAUUUGCUUGGGAUGGUGUUGAAUGUAGCAGUGACGGAAAAACUAUGAGGAUAAUAUCUCUCGAUCUCUCCAACAGCGAACUGCACGGGUUAAUAUCCAAUAAUUUCACAUUGCUUACUGCCCUCAAGUAUUUAAACCUGUCAUGCAAUCAACUGAAUGGAGCAAUUCCAGACUCCCUCCGUAGAAAGAAUGGAUCAAUGGUUCUAAGUUAUGAGUCUGGUGGAGAUAUGUGCAAAAAACCAGUAAGUCCGUCGUCAAGAAACAGAGCAGCUGCCUUAGCUGUUUCAGUAGUGGUUCCAAUGCUGGCAGUGGCCAUACUUGGUCUGGCAUAUUUAUUCUGGAGAGCCAAAAGAAAGCCACCUGUUUCUACAGAUGAUCCUCCCACGGUACUAGAACUCACGGGUGCUCCAGGACAUAAGACAAAUCAUUGGGACCGUCUACAAAAACCUGAAAAUCGUCGAUUCACAUUUGAGGAGCUACAGAAGUUCACUGAUAACUUCAAACGUUUAAUUGGGCAUGGAGGCUUUGGGCAUGUGUAUUAUGGUUCUCUAGAAGACAGUACUGAGGUUGCAGUCAAGAUGCGAUCUGAAUCAUCAUUGCAUGGGCUUGAUGAGUUCUUAGCUGAGGUUCAGAGCUUGACCACGGUGCAUCAUAGAAAUCUUGUCUCUUUGUUUGGUUACUGCUGGGACGACGAUCACUUAGCGCUUGUCUAUGAGUACAUGUCUAGUGGCAAUCUUUGUGAUUAUCUGAGAGGUAAAACCAGUAUGACCGAAACGUUUAAUUGGGCAACACGUGUAAAAAUUGCGUUAGAAGCUGCACAAGGCCUGGAUUAUCUACACAAGGGUUGCAACUUGCCAAUAAUUCAUGGGGAUGUGAAGACAAAUAACAUUCUCUUGGGUCGAAAUCUAAAAGCCAAAAUAGCAGAUUUUGGGCUUUCUAAAACCUAUCAUAGCGACUCUCAAACUCACAUAUCAGCUAGUAUUGCAGCUGGAUCUAUGGGUUAUAUUGACCCUGAGUACUACACCACCGGCAGGCUCACUGAGAGCAGUGAUGUCUAUAGCUUCGGUGUUGUUUUACUGGAGGUAACUACCGGUGAACCUCCCAUAAUACCUGGAAAUGGACACGUUGUUCAGCGUGUGAAGCAGAAGAUUGUCACAGGUAACAUCAGCUCUAUUGUUGAUACACGUCUUGGAGGUUCCUAUAAUGUUAGCUCCAUGUGGAAGGUUCUAGAUGCUGCCAUGAUGUGCACAACAAAUAUUGCUGCUGAAAGGCCAACAAUGGCUACAGUGGUUAUGCAACUGAAGGAAAGUCUAGAAUUAGAGGAAGCUCAUGGUGAAAGGGGUGAUAUGGAAAACCAAGCAAGGGAUAACACAUAUUUGAUGUCCACAUUUGGUCCAUUGGCAAGAUAAACAAACUGUUCAUACCAAGCUUUGGGACAUAGCUGAUGGUUCUCUACUUAUAGUCUGUAACAACAAAACUAAAAUGCAUCGAUGAUUUUUUAAGACACAUUUUUUACAGUUUGUAUUAAGACACAUAACCAACAUGAUCGUUGUUUGCUGUGGGUAUUGCGACUCAAUAGUAUGCUUCAAUGUGCAACGGUGAGUUGUCUAUAAGAUUCCUGAUUCUUCUAGUAUUAUUACUCAAAUAUUAUGUACCAAAGAUAUCAAAAUGUUUAAGCAUGUCUUAAUCAUUUCAUUUUU
Molecule: messenger RNA, 2815 nt
Organism: Oryza sativa Japonica Group (Japanese rice)
Lineage: Eukaryota; Viridiplantae; Streptophyta; Magnoliopsida; Poales; Poaceae
Source: RefSeq, a predicted model, not a curated record